AUGCGCCGAGCAGUGGUGCUGGCCACUCGCGCCUUGGUGUCCAGCUCGCAGCCGGCAAACUCGUUUACCUGGACAUGCUUGGCUCUUCGGGAUGCCCAGGCAUCGAGUAGCGCGGCCUGGCAAGCUCUGGAGCGGGGACCCUCCGCCCGGUCAUACUCCUGGUGGGGUGGGAAGCAGGCCGAGCCCGUCAGUCCUGCGGCCCAGCCUCUGCUGACCCCGAGUCUGGACGAGGCACCCGGGGCUGGUGUUGACCUGGCAUCGCAGGCCUUGACCCCCAUCGCUGCCGGCCCCUCGUCCUCCCUGCUGGACCCCUCGGCCAUCGUGGACGCCGCCGCGGUGGCGGAGGCGGCCGCCAUCGCGGAGGCCAUGUCCGAGGUCUGGGCCCCCUUCCGCCCCAUCACCUGGUUCUUCAGCGCCACGCACGACGCGGUGGGCGGCCCCUGGUGGCACGCGGUGGUCCUGGCCACGGUGGCGCAGCGCAUCCUGCUGGCCCCCGCCGUGGUCUACCAGACCAUCCACGGCAACCGCCUGCACAAGGCCAAGCCGGACAUGCUGGCCAUGCAGGCGGUGAUGGCGGAGGAGACGGCGCGCGGCAUCCAGACUCCCCCGCUGGUGCAGGCCCAGCGCAUGCAGGCGGUGUACCGCGGGCACAAGACGGGCCCCUUCCGCAUCCUGGUGGGCAUCGCGGCCCAGAUGCCCGUGGCCAUCGGCGUGUUCUCCACCCUGCGCUGCCUGGCCGCGGCGCAGGUGCCCUCCUACGUCCAGGGCGGCGCGCUCUGGUUCCCGGACCUCUCCGCCCCCGACCCGCUCUACCUGCUGCCGCUGGCGGUGUCCGCCUCCUUCGCCGCCGCGCUGCGCUUCGGCAUGGACGGCAUGCAGCAGCCCGACGGCAGCGGGCAGACGGAGGCCAUCAAGACCAUGAUGCGGUGGAUGCCCUGGGUCAUGGGCCCCGCCACCGCCUUCCUCUCCUCCGGCAUGCAGCUCUCCUUCCUGGUCAGCAACGUCAUCGGCCUGGCGCAGUCCAUCCGUGCCUGGGGUGUGCAGGCGGCACCGGGUGGCGGCUGGCACCUCCUGUACACACAUGAUGAGCAGUCAGCAGAGGGCGACAGUUUGGGAGCAGGGUGA
Auxenochlorella protothecoides is the source of this 1125-nucleotide messenger RNA. RefSeq names its product Mitochondrial inner membrane protein OXA1L. The record is from RefSeq and is a predicted model, not a curated record. Gene Ontology annotation, molecular function: membrane insertase activity. Gene Ontology annotation, cellular component: mitochondrial inner membrane. Bases 1 to 1125 code for a protein of 374 amino acids. Gene Ontology annotation, biological process: mitochondrial respiratory chain complex IV assembly; protein insertion into mitochondrial inner membrane from matrix. The transcript has 3 exons. Lineage: Eukaryota; Viridiplantae; Chlorophyta; Trebouxiophyceae; Chlorellales; Chlorellaceae.